Messenger RNA from Rotaria sordida, 93 nucleotides. NCBI's taxonomy places the organism in Eukaryota, Metazoa, Rotifera, Eurotatoria, Philodinida, Philodinidae. The record is from the annotation of a GenBank genome assembly.
AUGGUAGAAUAUUCACUUGCUGGUGAAGGUGCUGGUAUAUUAAUUGAUCGUGAUUCAUAUGCAAAUCGUCAUUGGCCAGAAAAUGAUAAUGUU